Telopea speciosissima is the source of this 1533-nucleotide messenger RNA. Its product is annotated as vicilin-like seed storage protein At2g28490. Gene Ontology annotation, molecular function: nutrient reservoir activity. Lineage: Eukaryota; Viridiplantae; Streptophyta; Magnoliopsida; Proteales; Proteaceae. The transcript is spliced from 6 exons. Bases 85 to 1437 code for a protein of 450 amino acids. The record is from RefSeq and is a predicted model, not a curated record.
GGAGAAGAAGAAGAAUGGGACAGGGGGGACAGGGGAGGCAGGGGAGGCAGGGGAAGGAGAGAAGAGGGAGGGGACACAGAGGAUAUGUUCUUGUUGCAUCGCUCGAUACAGAUGAUAAAGACAGAAGCAGGGGAGAUGAGAGUUGUGAAAGGCUUAAGAAUGAAGGGUAUGGAGAACCCAAUUCACAUUGGUUUCAUCAAUAUGGAACCAAAAGCUCUUCUCAUCCCUCAAUACAUCGAUUCCAACUUGAUCAUCUUUGUUCGCAGAGGGGAGGUGAAGAUCGGGUUGAUACAUAAAGAUAGCUUGGUGGAGAAGCAAUUGAAGAUGGGAGAUAUUUAUGCAAUCCCAGCUGGUUCAGCCUUCUACAUGUUGAACACAGGCGAGGGUCAGAGACUCCAGAUUAUUUGCAGCAUCGAUACAUCCGUUAGCAUUGGACGAGGUCCCUUCGAGACGUUCUUCAUCGGUGGAGGAACUUAUCCCCCAUCCGUGCUCGCCGGGUUUGACCGCAAAAUCCUCAGGACUGCAUUGAAUAUCUCUGGGAGUGAAUUGGACGAUUUGUUGAUGAGGCAGAACGAAGGACCUAUACUUUAUGUACCUGAUGCGCAUACGCCAGGCAAAUGGGCCUCCUUCAUGCAAUUGAAGCAACGGGAGAGGUUAGAAGGUUUAAUGGGUAUGGAAGUAGAUGAAGAAGAAGAAGAGGACAAAGAGCCAGCACAAGAAAAACAAGAAGAAAAACAGAGGACUUGGUCAUGGAGGAAGCUCUUGAAAUCCGUGAUAGGAAAUGACCUGAACAAAGAUGAGGAAAAGAAAACGAAAACCAUUGGACGAUCAUUCGACUCGUACAACCUUUUCGACAGGAGCCCUGAUUUCCAGAAUAGUUAUGGAUGGAGUCUUGCAGUGAACAAACACGAUUAUCCACCUCUCAAACGCUACAACAUCGGCGUUUAUCUUGUCAACCUCACUGCGGGGUCGAUGAUGGCGCCACAUAUGAACCCAAGAGCGAUAGAGUACGGGAUCGUGUUGAGUGGAGAAGGGUCUGUGCAGGUGGUGUUUCCGAACGGGAGCUCAGCCAUGAACGCAAAGGUGCGGGAAGGAGACGUGUUCGUGGUGCCAAGGUACUUUCCCUUCUGCCAAAUAGCUUCUCGAGGAGCGCCAAUGGAAUUCUUUGGGUUCACUACUUCGGCCAAGAAGAACUAUCCCCAGUUCCUGCUAGGUGCGAACUCAAUUCUCCAUACAAUGAGGGGUCCUGAGCUGGCCACUGCAUUCGGUUUGGAUGAAAAGAGAUUCAACAAAUUCCUGGACGCACAGAAUGAAUCCGUCAUUCUCCCCACCGUACCAUCGUUGAAACCAGAGGAGGAGGAGCAUCACAGCAGCAAAAGGAAGAGAAGAAGGAGCAGCAGCAUAAGAAGAAAGAGAAGGAGCGUCAUCAUGAUGUAGCGAAUGGGGGACUAGGUUCGUUCAUCAGGAGCUUUGAGGACCAUAUGGUAAUGGGGUUUGAUUAGGUAAGGAGUUGGUGAAGACGCAAUAUGCAAG